AAGCGGUAGGUUGCCAUGGAAACGCGUUGAGACGGGAUUUCUGAGAAAACGCGCGGAAGGGGUGGAGUUGAGGCGGGAGAAGUGGUAAUGUGACCUCUGACUGGUGGAGAGAUGCCUUACGGUGUAUUCCGAUUGGUUUUACACAGACACAUGCGCAGUAGAACCAGAAGGCCUUCCAAAGAGGCUAGAACGGUGGGGAGGGGGAUGAGUAAUGACGGAAUAAUCCCCAUUCCGUCUGGAAUCAGAGGGCGGGCCUGCCGCGGAGGCCUCUGGGAAAUGGAGUUCCCAGGUAGGCGAAGCCCAGGGGCCGUCGGGAAGUCCGCGGCGCCUGCGCGGACGCCACAGGCUCAGGAUGCGCGCGCAGCGCUCUCUGCCCUGCGGAAGUUUUCGCGGGGCAACCGAGAAGGUCGCUGUCAAAAUGGAGUUUCCAGCCCAGUAAAUCCAAGGGCCAGACCGUGACCUCAUAAAGCAUGAUCUCCUUCUGUCCAGACUGUGGCAAAAGUAUCCAAGCGGCAUUCAAGUUCUGCCCCUACUGUGGAAAUUCUCUGCCCACAGAGGAGGAGCAUGUGGGGUCCGAAACCCCUGUCAGUUCGCGUGUGUCAUCCUUCCGAGGCUCAAAGAGAGGGCUGAACUCCAGUUUUGAAACCUCUCCUAAGAAAGUGAAAUGGUCCAGCACUGUCACCUCUCCCCGAUUGUCCCUCUUCUCAGAUGGUGACAGUUCUGAGUCUGAAGAUACUCUGAGUUCCUCUGAGAGAUCCAAAGGCUCCGGGAGCAGACCCCCAACCCCCAAAAGCAGCCCUCAGAAGACCAGGAAGAGCCCUCAGAAGACCAGCUGCAGCCCUCAGAAGACCAAGCAGAGCCCUCAGAAGACCAGCUGCAGCCCUCAGACACUGAAGCGGAGUCCUCAGACACUGAAGCGGAGCCGGGUGACCACCUCACUUGAAGCUUUGCCCACAGGGACAGUGCUGACAGACAAGAGUGGGCGACAGUGGAAGCUGAAGUUCCUCCAGACCAGGGACGACCAGGGCAUUCUCUAUGAAGCUGCACCCACCUCCGUCCUCACCUGUGACUCAGAACCCCAGAAGCAAAAGUUCUCGCUCAAACUGGAUGCCAAGGAUGGGCGCUUGUUCAAUGAGCAGAACUUCUUCCAGCGGGCCGCCAAGCCUCUGCAAGUCAACAAGUGGAAGAAGCUGUACUCGACCCCGCGACUGGCUAUCCCUACCUGCAUGGGUUUUGGUGUUCACCAGGACAAAUACAGGUUCUUGGUGUUACCCAGCCUGGGGAGGAGCCUUCAGUCGGCCCUGGAUGUCAGCCCAGAGCAUGUGCUGUCAGAGAGGUCUGUGCUACAGGUGGCCUGCCGGCUGCUGGAUGCCCUGGAGUUCCUCCAUGAGAAUGAGUAUGUUCAUGGAAAUGUGACAGCUGAAAAUAUCUUUGUGGAUCCAGAGGACCGGAGUCAGGUGACCUUGGCAGGCUAUGGCUUCGCCUUCCGCUAUUGCCCGAGUGGCAAACACGUGGCCUAUGUGGAAGGCAGCAGGAGCCCUCACGAGGGAGACCUCGAGUUCAUUAGCAUGGACCUGCACAAGGGAUGCGGGCCCUCCCGCCGCAGCGACCUCCAGAGCCUGGGCUACUGCAUGCUGAAGUGGCUCUACGGGUUUCUGCCAUGGACAAACUGCCUUCCUAACACUGAGGACAUCAUGAAGCAAAAACAGAAGUUUACUGAUAAGCCGGGGCCCUUCGUGGGACCCUGCGGUCAUUGGAUCAGGCCCUCAGAGACCCUGCAGAAUUACCUGAAGGUGGUGAUGGCCCUCAGGUACGAGGAGAAGCCGCCCUACGCCGUGCUGAGGAACAACCUAGAAGCUCUGCUGCAGGAUCUGCGUGUGUCCCCGUAUGACCCCAUUGGCCUCCCGAUGGUGCCCUAGGUGGAAUCCAGAAUUUUCCAUUUGCAGUGUGCAACAGAAAGAAAAAAAAAAAGAAGCAAUGUGACUCAAGGCCUGCUGUUUAAUCACAGAUAAACUUCUAGAACAAGCCCUGGAAUGUGCAUUCCUGCCACUGGUUUCGGGAUACUCAUCAGUCCUGAUUAGCCUCAGGGAGACCCCCCGUUUCCCUCCAGUGAAUGUGAAGUUCCCCGUCUGGGUGGCCUGCCCUUCAGCCAAUGUCCUAGCAAAGCUGGAUGGGGUUGGGCCGGCCCCCAGGGGGGACCCCUGCUACCCUUGACACCUCUGUGCUUUGGUAAUAAAUUUUUUACCAGAGCUUAAGGAA
Molecule: messenger RNA, 2259 nt
Organism: Chlorocebus sabaeus (green monkey)
Lineage: Eukaryota; Metazoa; Chordata; Mammalia; Primates; Cercopithecidae
Gene: VRK3
Product: VRK serine/threonine kinase 3
Biological process (GO): protein phosphorylation
Molecular function (GO): ATP binding; protein kinase activity
Source: RefSeq, a predicted model, not a curated record